Molecule: messenger RNA, 1261 nt
Organism: Danio aesculapii
Lineage: Eukaryota; Metazoa; Chordata; Actinopteri; Cypriniformes; Danionidae
Gene: hcar2
Product: hydroxycarboxylic acid receptor 2
Biological process (GO): phospholipase C-activating G protein-coupled receptor signaling pathway; positive regulation of Rho protein signal transduction
Cellular component (GO): membrane
Molecular function (GO): G protein-coupled receptor activity
Source: RefSeq, a predicted model, not a curated record
UGCUUGACCUGUGUUUGACCCCUGUGUCCGAGCCCUGCCUGACCUCUGUUUGACCCUUGUGUGACCCCUGCUUCAGCAGUUUGGGGUCCUGUGUUUGAGCUGUUCUUGACCCAUCUGACCACUGCUUGACCCCUGUCUGACCUGUGUCCCUGUGCCUAACCUCUUUCUGACCUGCCUGACCCCUGUGCCUAACCCCUGUCUGUCCUGUGCCUUACCCCUGUCUGAUUCGUGUGUGUGUGUCCCACAGUGGUCCCCAUGGAUCUGCCUGCUGCUAACUCCUCCGUGCUGCUGGUCCUCCACCGGCCGCUGAAUGGCUCCUCUGUCCCGCUGACGAUGCUGGACAGCUGUGCAGAGAUGCCAGCCGCGCUCAUCUUCUACCUGGUGCUGCAGUUCAUCAACAUGUUCCUGGGAGUCCCGGCGAACCUGAUGGUGCUGUGGCUGAUCCGGCGGAACCGGCGGGACUCCUCCAGCUCCGACAUCUUCAUGGUGCAGCUGGCGGUUCUGGAUGCCGGCUUCUGUCUGAUCCCGCCACUGGAGCUGGUCAACAUCGUGUACCGAAGCUCCAGCCACAUGUGGUUCGUGCUGCGCUUCUUCUAUGGUGUGAAGGAUGCAUCUCCGCUGUUCCUGUCCUGCAUCUGCCUGGACCGAUACGCUGCCGUGUUGCACCCGGUGACCUUCAGUGCGCUGCAGGACCGCCGCCACCGCUCCGUGUGCGCCGCCGCCGUCUGGGUCGUCACACUGCUCUAUGCUGCCGCCAAGUGUGCCGGAAACAUCCCCAACUUCGAGAAGGUGUUCACAGUGAUGAUCCUGGUGGCGUUCGCCUUCAUGCUGUUCUGCAACGGCUCCAUCUUGUGGGCCCUGCGGCGUUCUGCCCCGGGCAGAGACCAUCGGCACCCGGUCAAAAAGAAGGCCUUCCGCACUGUGCUGCUGAUCCUGGCCAUCACCGUCUUCAACUACUUCCCUCCAGUGGCACUGUUCCCCUUCCAGGAGUACUUCCCCCCACUGGUCUUCCACUGCUGCGUGCACUAUAUCGCUUUCGGCUUCAUGGACAUCAGCAGCAGCAUCCAGCCGGCGCUGUACCUGUGGAGGGAGCCCAGAGCCCCACCCUGCUGGAGGAGACGCAGCCGCCCAGAGGAGCCACUAAGCACCGUCAGCCGGAGCCUAGACCUGCACUGAACAGAUGCUGUGAUGGAGGAACUGACACUGAUCUACACACAGACAUCCCAUAAUCACAGCAUUAAUAAUGAAGACUCCAGCAUCU